AUGGGACGAAACAAGAGAGGUACAAGGAGAGAACGCGAUGCUGCCAAUCCCUUAUCUGUACUUGAAGAGGGCCAAAAUCUGCAGCAGCAAGGAGAACGCCGGAAGGGCAUUGAGGCUGCACGUGCUUAUGAAAAGGCAGUGGCAAAGUACAAUGAGGCAAUACUAGCAGGCAGUGGGACUGGCCAUGUGUCCAACGCAUUUUUUGGCCUGGGUGUGUGCCACCAUGGAUGGGGAAAUGCUUUAAUCGACCAUGUUACCAGUACACCAAAUGAGGAGCUGACACUCGAAGCACAAGAGACCGCAUACGCAAGUGCAAGGGAGCACUUCCAUGCAGCAGCUGAAGCAUAUCGACAAGUGGGGCACCACUGCUUGGACUUAUACUGCACACUUUCAACUGUUCCUGACUUGGCUGAGUUGAAGCAGAUGGAAAAUAUGGCUGUGAGUCUUGUAUCUGCUGUCAUUGCAGAUCAGCAGAAUAGAGUUUAG
Messenger RNA from Ostreobium quekettii, 486 nucleotides. NCBI's taxonomy places the organism in Eukaryota, Viridiplantae, Chlorophyta, Ulvophyceae, Bryopsidales, Ostreobiaceae. The record is from the annotation of a GenBank genome assembly.